AUGGCGGCCUCCAUUUUCGAUGUUUCUGUGGUGAAAGAGAAUUGCUCACAGCUUGGAGAGGGCCCCCACUGGGACGGGACGACAGAAAAACUCAUCUGGGUGGAUAUUUUGGGGCAUAACGUUCAUCUGCUUGAUAUCAUAACGGGAAAGGUAAGACAAAUAAUNAAUACCUUCCAAAUUGCAAAACUUGUAAAUAGAACAGCUGUGCCCAGGAAAAGAGGUGGUUCCUUGUUGGUGGCAGUCAAUAGGAAUUUUACCUUUCUUGAUCUUGAGACAGGACAAAAAGAAGUGGUAGCUUCAGUAGAUGAGGACAAGCCAGAAAAUCGUUUCAAUGAUGGAAAGUGUGAUCCAGCUGGGCGAUUUUGGGCAGGUACCAUGGGUCCAGAAGAAAAGCCAGUGUGUGUAAAACCACAUCAAGGAUCCCUGUACUCGUUAGAUUGCAAUAUGGCCGUACGAAGUUUGGUUGAUAAGCUCUCGAUAUCCAACGGUAUCGCCUGGACUGCAGACAAGAGGACGCUUUAUCACGUUGACAGCUUUGAAAACAAAAUCGACGCCUUCGAUUAUGACGAAUCAAGCGGCACGAUAUCUAAUAGGAGAAAUGUCAUAGUUGUCGACCAUUCCCUUGGGGUUCCAGACGGAAUGACCAUUGAUGAAGAUGGAAUGUUAUGGGUUGCUAUGUACAACGGAUGGAGGGUUGUAAAGUUUAAUCCUUGUAGUGGAGAAUACUUGACCCAUGUAGAUCUUCCAGUAGCUAAUGUUACUUCUUGCUGUUGGGCCGGCACCAACUUUGAUGAACUGAUAGUAACUAGUGAAAGCUAA
Stylophora pistillata is the source of this 819-nucleotide messenger RNA. RefSeq names its product regucalcin. Gene Ontology annotation, biological process: L-ascorbic acid biosynthetic process. Lineage: Eukaryota; Metazoa; Cnidaria; Anthozoa; Scleractinia; Pocilloporidae. The record is from RefSeq and is a predicted model, not a curated record. Gene Ontology annotation, molecular function: calcium ion binding; enzyme regulator activity; gluconolactonase activity.